Molecule: messenger RNA, 3121 nt
Organism: Solea solea (common sole)
Lineage: Eukaryota; Metazoa; Chordata; Actinopteri; Pleuronectiformes; Soleidae
Gene: ece1
Product: endothelin converting enzyme 1
Exons: 18
Coding region: 82-2382 (766 amino acids)
Biological process (GO): peptide hormone processing
Cellular component (GO): plasma membrane
Molecular function (GO): metalloendopeptidase activity
Source: RefSeq, a predicted model, not a curated record
ACACACACACACACACACACACACACACAAAAGACACUUUCACACACCCGUUGUCAGUGGGUGAGGAGAGAGGUCUGAAGGAUGGAAGCACUGAGGGAGUCUUUUCUCCAUCUGACUUUUCAGAUGUCGUCGUAUAAAAGAGCCACGCUGGACGAGGAAGAGCUGGUGGACUCCACUGGUGAUGACAUCUACCCAUCAUCGCCCAUGCAGGUGACUUUGUUGCACAGCCGAGGUCCCACAUGUUGUCCAGACAGGACACAAAGAGAGAAGAGGGUGCUGUUCUUGGUGUGUGUUGUGUCUCUGGGCCUGCUCAUAUCACUCAUCACAACUGGUGUCUUCUAUAAACAGACUCAUCCCGGCUUGUGCCUAACAGAGCCAUGCAUUACUGUGGCUAGUGCAGUAAUGGGAGCCUUGGACCGAUCAGUAGACCCCUGUAAUGACUUUUAUAGCUUUGCCUGUGGGGGAUGGGUGAAGAAGAACCCCAUUCCUGAUGGAAAAUCCCGCUGGGGGCCUUUCACUCGCCUCUGGGAGCACAACAUGAAUGCAAUGAAGCAAUUAUUAGAAAACACGACCAGGAAAGGUUUGAGUAAGGCGGAGGAAAAGGCUCAGCGAUAUUAUCAGGCCUGCAUGAACGAAACCAAGAUUGAGGAAUUGGGAGCCAAACCACUCCAGGAGCUGAUCCGCCAGAUAGGAGGAUGGGCUCUCACUGGACCCUGGGACAAGAACAAUUUCCAGGAAGUUUUGCGAACAGUGUCGACGAACUAUCACACCUCACCUUUCUUCACUGUGUUUGUCAGCACUGACUCCAAAAACUCCAACAGUAACAUCAUCCAGUUGGAUCAGUCCAGCCUGGGACUACCUUCACGGGAUUACUACCUCAACAAGACGGCAAAUGAAAAGUAUCUGACGGCAUACCUCAGCUUCCUAACGGAGCUGGGGGUUCUUCUUGGUGGCUCAAAGGAAACCUCUCAGACACUGAUGGAGGAGAUCAUGGACUUUGAAACCAGUCUGGCCAACAUCACAGUCCCUCAAGACGAGAGGCGGGAUGAAGAGCUCAUCUACAAUAAGAUGGAGGCCAAGGACCUGGCAACUCUGGCUCCUGCAGUGAACUGGAUGCCGUACCUCACAGAAUUGUUUGCUCCUGUGCCGCUCAAUGACUCGGAGCCAGUGGUUGUUUAUGCCAAGGAAUACCUCCGCAAAGUCUCUGAGCUCAUAACUAAAACAAAUAAAAGCCUUCUCAACAACUACAUGAUAAUGAAAGUGGUGAGGAAGAUGGUGUCUGUUUUGGACCAAAGGUUCCAGGAUGCAGAGCAGCGCUUCUUGGAGGUCAUGUAUGGAAUCAAAAAGAGCUGCACUCCGCGCUGGAAGCUGUGUGUCAGCGACACAGACAGCGCCCUGGGCUUUGCUCUCGGAGCCCUGUUUGUCAAAGCCACGUUCGCUGAAGACAGCAAAGCAAAAGUUGAGAAUAUGGUCACAGAAAUUAAAUGGGCGUUUCAGGAGAGCCUGAAGCACGUGAGCUGGAUGGACUCAGAAACAAAAAGAGCAGCAACAGAGAAGGCAGACGCAAUUUACAACAUGGUUGGAUAUCCGGACUUCAUCAUGAACGCCACAAAGCUGGACAAAGUCUUCAAUGAUUUUGAGGUGGUGUCAGAGCUCUACUUCCAGAACGUCAUGCAGUACUACAACUUCUCAGCCAGAGUGACAGCAGACCAGCUGAGGAAAACCCCCAACAGAAACCAGUGGAGCAUGACCCCACAAACUGUGAAUGCAUAUUACAACCCAACCAAGAAUGAGAUAGUUCUGCCAGCAGGAAUCCUUCAGGCUCCAUUCUACAGUCAGUCUACGUCCAGAGCUCUAAACUUUGGUGGAAUAGGUGUAGUCAUGGGCCAUGAGCUGACACAUGCUUUUGAUGACCAAGGGAGGGAAUUUGACAAGGAUGGAAUCCUGCGUCCCUGGUGGAAGAACUCUUCUGUGGAGGCCUUCAAAAAGCAGACUCAGUGCAUGGUGGAGCAGUAUGGAAAUUACACGAUAAACAAGGAGCCUCUGAAUGGGAGACAAACCCUGGGAGAGAAUAUUGCUGACAAUGGUGGACUGAAAGCUGCCUACAAGGCUUAUGAGAACUGGAUCAAGAAGAAUGGUGAGGAGGCCACACUACCUGCCAUGGGAUUGACAAACCACCAGCUGUUUUUUGUAGGAUUUGCCCAGGUAUGGUGUUCUGUCAGGACACCGGAGAGUUCACACGAGGGCAUAAUCACAGAUCCUCACAGUCCAUCAAGAUUUCGAGUCAUCGGCCCAGUCUCCAAUUCACAGGAAUUCUCAAAGCACUUUGGCUGCAAAGUGGACGCUCCCAUGAACCCGAAGCACAAGUGUGAGCUUUGGUGAUACCUCAUUUUUUGCUGAUGUUUAGCAGCAAAUUAAAUUGACAUUGGGGCAGGGGGAAAAUAGAUAUUCAAUAGCUACAUACUGAAAAGGUCUCUCCGGACAGGAGAUAGUUGAGAGCCACUGAGAAACUUCUGAAACUUGUGACGUCUUUUGCCACUUAAUGUUAGUCAGGCUCCUUACCAAGACAAAAUAUGCCUGCUCUACAUGGAGCAUUGAAUCUCCAGAGCUUCUCUUCAAGAACUGUUGGGUGGGCAAAAUGGCUUUUCCCAAACUCUGAAAUUAGAUAAAGCUAUGAAUACGCUUUUAGAACACUGGAAACCUUAUAGAUAGUUACAAAAUAAUGAGGGAACCACGUCAAACAGCUAUUUGUCACAAUAGUGAUGAAUGAGCAAGGUGAUGUUUUUUUCUCAUGUAACUCUUCACUGUGCUUGGAUCUGCUCUGUUUUAUGUUUACUGAACUUUAUUUAUGGUCACAUUGUUUUAUAUUGAAGUGAAAUGGAGUAAAGGAAGUGAAUUUUAAAUGGAAGUGAAAUGGAAAUUCUGGUUCACAUGUGGACAGUUUUUUAAGAAUUGGUAUAUAUAUAUUUUAACAAAACAACAUCUUAAAUGCAAUAUUUCAUUCACAGUGUGUGUGCAAUUCUAUCAAAGUUGCAUUUGUAUCAUUAUAAUUCAAAACUUGGACACAACUCUUUUUAUGAGUAAGACAUUAUUUUGCAUAAUAAAACCAAUCUUAAAAUAA